Messenger RNA from Closterium sp. Naga37s-1, 771 nucleotides. NCBI's taxonomy places the organism in Eukaryota, Viridiplantae, Streptophyta, Zygnematophyceae, Desmidiales, Closteriaceae. The record is from the annotation of a GenBank genome assembly.
AUGGGGUUUGCUACAGCCUGCGGUGCUUCUGGGUUCGCUACAGCCUCUGCUGCUCCUGGGUUCGCUAUAGCCUGCGGAGCUCCUGGUUUCGCUGCAGUGUGUUAUGUUCCCGGUUCAGCUGAAGCAGCCCCGCCUGCUGCUUCUAUUGCGUCCGCGCCUGCAUCCGCGCCUGCAUCCGCGCCUGCAUCCGCGCCUGCAUCCGCACCUGCAUCUGCGCCCGGAUCUGCGCCCUCUCCCGCGCCCGCAUCCGCGCCCGCAUCCGCGCCCGCUCCCGCGCCCGCAUCCGCGCCUGUACUCGCCGGCAUGCCGACUGCUGCCUCUUCCCCCGACUUCCAAGCUCCCCACAACGGGCGGGGGAAUAGCGGGAUGGGCUUGCUGAGUGUGCCUAAUGUCAGGCGUGAUAGUAAAGAGAGCCUGCAGCUGUUUAAUGUGCCGUCUCAACUCCCCCCUGCUUACCAUCCGUCCUACUCACAUAGACUGCAGGUUCAAGCCUUCCCCCUCCUUACCCAUGUGUCCCUCGUUCGCCCAACCUUCCAACCACGACUCGUCCCUAUCCCAGUCAACCCAUCCCAAAUACUCUUCUCACCAAUAACCCUUUCCCGGGUCAAGCCGUCCCCAGUAACCCCCUCCCCAGUAACCCCCUCCCCAGUAACCCCCUCCCCAGUAACCCUCUCCUCAGUCAUCCCUUCUCCCACUCCCACCUUCCCAGCACCCUAUCAUCAAGUAAUUCAGCUCCCAAUAUUCCUCUCUCGCAGAGCCUCUACCCAAUAA